This is a messenger RNA of Limulus polyphemus (Atlantic horseshoe crab), 3105 nucleotides long. RefSeq names its product phosphatidylinositol glycan anchor biosynthesis class U protein-like (gene PIG-U). Gene Ontology annotation, cellular component: GPI-anchor transamidase complex; membrane. The record is from RefSeq and is a predicted model, not a curated record. Bases 17 to 1309 code for a protein of 430 amino acids. NCBI's taxonomy places the organism in Eukaryota, Metazoa, Arthropoda, Merostomata, Xiphosura, Limulidae. Gene Ontology annotation, biological process: attachment of GPI anchor to protein; protein localization to cell surface. The transcript has 12 exons.
GGCGUUCUAAAUCAAGAUGGCGGGAGCUAGGCUCAUUUCAUACUUAAGUGGGUACAUUUUACGUUAUUUUUUAUUUAAAUCGUCAAUAAGUGAAAAUAUCGAAAAGAGAGUUGAAGUUUCAACACCUGUGUCAUCUUGGAAAAGAGUUACAGAAGGUGUCCACCUGUAUAGGCAAGGUGUUUCUCCUUAUUCUGGCGAUGUGUUCCAUGAGUCUCCUUUGUCACUUCUUUUAUAUGAAAUAGUGACGAGAUACAUUGUUGACUGGGUUUCUUUACUUUUUGUGCUCUGUGAUCUUUUAACAGCCUUUUUUCUGGGAGCAGCAGCAAGAAAAUGUGGGAAAAAUUUGGCUGAAAAGGAAAGUAAUUCAUCUAAGUUUGUGGCUGAAUCUUCAACAAUCCUGCUACAAGACUCAGAUGUGGGUAAAGUUGCACUGAUUGUGGAAACUGUAUAUUUGCUGUGUCCAUUCUCUAUUCUGGCUUGUGUUGGAAGGUCAACUUCUGUGUUUACAAACCUACUUUUAUCACUCUCCUUUUUUUGCAUGGUGUAUGGCUUUUCAACAAUAACAGCAGUAAUUUUGGCAUUAGCCACUUAUCAAUCCUUUUAUCCUGUGAUGUUAGUUGUGCCAACUUUUAUUAGUGCUUUUGAGAACAAGAAGACAACUAAAGAAAGAGUUUAUGCAGCACUGCUUAUCUUGCUCAUUUUUGUGAGUACUCUUACAUCCUUAUUAAUCAUCUCAUUCAAGGUGGUGGGAUCAUGGGACUUCUUGUGGUCUACAUAUGGAACCAUUGUAUCAGUUCCAGAUCUUACUCCUAAUGUUGGACUUUUCUGGUAUUUCUUCACUGAGAUGUUCGAUCAUUUCCGUAUUUUCUUUCUGUGGACUUUUCAGAUAAAUGCAUUUAUCUAUAUGCUACCCUUAUCUGUUAGGCUAAGGAAAGAAUAUACAUUACUUGUUAUUAUCCUGCUGGCCCUAACAGCUGUUUUCAAAUCUUACCCAAGUGUUGCAGAUACGGCAUUGUAUUUAUCACUACUGCCUCUGUGGAAGCAUCUAUUCCCUUAUAUGCGACAAACAUUUAUUGUGGGAUGCAUCAUUUUGAGUUGUACUGUUCUGGCUCCGGUUCUGUGGUUCUUGUGGAUUUACCCUGGAAGUGCUAAUGCUAAUUUUUACUUUGGUAUUACAUUAGCAUACAACACUGCCCAAAUCUUCCUUAUAACAGACCUUCUGUUUGCAUACAUUAAGAGAGAUUACAUUUUACAUCAUGGAAAGAAAACUGAAGUUGAUGGAAAGCCUGUACAGCUGGAACUUCGAUAAGUUGAUGGAAAGCUGGAUCUUUGAUAAGUCAUUAGAAUUAAAUAUUUUUGUUUUCUCUGUGUUAACUUAAAUCUGGGUGUUAGUACAUUAGUUAAGUGUGCUGUGUAUGUUUUUUUUACCAUGAAGAGUCAUUCCAUUUAUACUACUGGGUAUAGAAUGAAAGUACUUUAGCUGUUGUUUAUAUAAAGAAACUUUUUUGCUUGUUUAUUUUAUUCUAUUUUGUUUUCAUAGUAUGUUCACAAAGCUUUGGAUUUCACUUGAGAUAUUCUUGUAUUCUUAAUUGCAAGUAUAACCCAGUUUAAUUUACUUAUGAAUAUUUGAUUCAAUGUCAAAUCGUUUGUUGUUUUCUCAAUAAAAGCUUAAUCACAAGUCUCCUCUUCUUUAUUCAUUAAAAUAAGCCUCACUUUUAUUUUUUUAUAUACUCUCAUUUGUAUUGCCUUUUUAUUCUGUGUACAGCUAAUGAUAUUUGCUGUAACACUGAUUUUCCAUAUAUUAGAUUCAAAAGUUUAAGAAAAUAGUGUAAGGCCUGUCACUUCAACUAGAAGAGUGUGACUUCUUUUGUUUUCAUUACUCCUGUACUACCCAGUUUUUCUAGCAUUUGAUGAUUAAUUCUCCCUCCGUUUUUUGAGCCUUUCGUUCAAUGUACAUUAGGUUUAGUAUUCACCCAUAGUGUGUUUCAAAUGUUUACUUUAAUAGUAUCGAGUAGUCUGCAUCUUGUUAUUGGUGUAUGUUUAUUGAGUAUAUAUCUGUGCAACACUUCCAGUGCACAAGUAAAGACAUAUUCAAUUUACCAGUGUUCCAGAUCUAAGCUCUGUGUCAUGGAUAACAAGAAACAUUUUUUCGACAUCAGAUCUUCAAAAGUUGACUAGAUGUUUUCAGUUAACUCAGUUCGUAGUGGUUUUUCUUUAUACUAUUGUUCAUGUACAUUGUGUAUUGUUGUUUUUUCCUCCUGGAAAUGUAAAUUUUGUUUUUAUCUUAAGAAACUUCAUCCCACUUACUCUUAUUACUGGCAUUUGUAAAUCUUUUAUAAACUUAUUAAAUUUAAUUGAAAAAACCAAGUUCUUGUUUUAAGAUUUUUCCUACUGAUUCAAUGUGAGUGUUUGAGUUUUCUUCCACUGUUGACUGGUUGUUCCUUGUAUAUUUUCUGAAAAUCUGUUGAAUUUUACAACUCUUUGUAACUGUACUUUGUGAAAGAAAUGUUGUUGAUAUAUAAUUUAUGGUAUCAUCAGCAUCUUACAACAUUAAUAAAGUACUGUAUAAUGAAUACCUGACUGGAACUUUAAUUAUGUUUACCAUUCACAGUUUCUUUCUUUAUCUUUUUUAUUUCCAAUACAGUACUUGCAGUUAUGUGUCCACUUGUCUCUCAGUUUACACUGUACUCACAGCUUAACAUCGCUGUAUUUGUAUGCAUUUCAGAAUUCUGACAUUUUGAGAUAUUUCAACAUGUUUAAAAAGUAUGUUCACAAUAAGUUUUCUUUUUUUAGAUUAGGUAGUCAUUUUAGAGAAUUUCCAGUUGUAGUUCUUGUCAUUUCUUAUAAUUGGUAAUGUUAAAAUCCCAUCAGAGAUUUCUACUUGAUUUAUAUAAUAUUCAAAAGUACUUGAAUAAAUAUCAGAAAUCUUCACUUAAAUCUAGUAUUUCUUCUAUAUGAUCUAACUGUUUUCACAUUUUACCAACUUUGAAUUCAACCCACCAUUUGAAAUAAGUCAUUCCUUUUGGUAUUACUGAAGAUGAGUGGUAUUCUCUGAAUAUGAUGUAAAAGGAGUGUGACAAGAGAAAAUAAAGUAUUUGUAUAUCA